CGUCACGCUUCUGCAGACUCUUGCUGUAUGGUUCGAGGCCAUCGAAGGAUCAGUAGUAGCCUCCAUCCUUCUACCGGGCUAUUGUACCUGCCUGACUCUGUUGCUUCAGCUAACUCCGAGCCGGGCGAGAAAUCUAUAGAUAAAAGCGUCGUCUCUCGAUUGAUGAUCGAUUCUUUCCCCAGCAUCGCAAUAACCCUCCAUCACUAUCGCACCAUGAAGUUCACUCUUGCCUCCACCCUGACCCUGGCCACUGCAGCCCUGGCAAUGCCCGCUGCCGAGGCUGAAGCUAGCCUCGAGAAGCGCAACCCCAGCGGUGCCUUCAGCCUCUACGCCUGGGGCGUCACCAGCUCGGCCAUGAAGCUCUUCUACUCCGACGGUCUCGCCUACGCCGGCGACUCCAGCGCCUGGCCCUACGGCUCCGUUACCACUGAUGUCACCUUCGAAAUCGCUGACACCGAAAUCACCACCACCGCCACCACCGACGGCGUCACCCUCGACACGGACACCCUCUUCUACAUCCGCCCGACCGCCGACGAGAUCACCGAGGUCGGCUUCACGGGCAACGGAUACGACACACCCUCCGACGCCGCCACCGACAACUUCAUCUUCUACGGCUCGUGGCUGAUGUGGGAGGAGGACUCCGGCGUCCUGACCGAUAGCUUCCGGCUCAAGGAGACCAACGUCUCGGGUAUCUAUCAGUUCUACUUCGAUUACUCCAACCUGUACCCUAGCGGGUACUCGACGCCCAGUGUUAUGGACAAGGCUAGCUGAAUUUAUGAGGUUCAGGAAGUCUGUGAGAGAAUGGUGGCACUGGAGUGGUGCUGAUGUGUACUGUACUCUGCAGAACGGUAUGCAGUACAUAGCGGGGGUUUGUCGGCCGCUUAUUGUUCAUGAAUGAUAUUUACGCUGCUGUCCGCGCAUGGGUAUGAUGGCUG
This is a messenger RNA of Aspergillus uvarum CBS 121591, 935 nucleotides long. RefSeq lists its product as uncharacterized. The transcript has 3 exons. The record is from RefSeq and is a predicted model, not a curated record. NCBI's taxonomy places the organism in Eukaryota, Fungi, Ascomycota, Eurotiomycetes, Eurotiales, Aspergillaceae. The annotation marks the transcript as partial.